AUUGUAAAAAAUUUUCAGCUCGUCUUCUAUUGGAGUCAAUCAGAAUUUUAAGUGGUAGGGCAAUUAAAUCCGUAACAGAAAUCAGUGAAGUAGUCAUCGGGCGAGUUCCCAUGAAAAGAGAAGUGCGCACAUAAAAAUUGGUACUAUUAAUGAACAGCUAGUGAAAAGAAACUUAUGUUGUGAUGAUUAGUGAAUGAUUCAGUCUGAUUUGUUAUCUAAGUCCAACAUAAAAAGAGCAAAUAAGCGUUUCAGACGUAAAUACGAACUAAAUUUUAAUCGGAAGCGGAAGUAAAUGGAUAUUUAAAACGCAAUAAUAAAAAAAUGUAGAGGAUAAUCAAGCCUAGUAUGUAAAGCUGCAGCGCUGAGUUUCAAGAUUUUUUACCAGGAAGUUUAAUGCGAUAAAUAUAUACUUAUAUGUAUAUGUAAAUAUAUAUGAAUGUACACAGUUACUUUGAGGAACUGGGAGGCUGACACAACGACAACUGCUGUCCGCGUCGACGCCCACAACAUUUUAGCAGAUUGUGCCAAUUUGUCAACUUGUUGCCUACUUAAGGUGCUUAUAUACUCGUAGUACAUCUAACUGUGUUUAAAGAAAUUAUUGACGAAAACUAACAUUAGUUAGAUUUUAUUAAGUUAAAGAAUUAUUAAAUAAAAUAACUUCUGUACAACGGCUGCUGAAAUAUUGCUGCUGUAUGUUCUGCUGUAUACACGCAUACAUAUGUCCGUACAUAUGUUGGUAGGCGAACGUGUGACACAGCACCUGCUAUAAUCCACAAUCGACAGUGACAAGGCCGUUUUGUACAAUGCGUGCAAUCAACGUUAUCAAAUAUUAAAAAGUAAAAACUUUCAUAGCAAUAAAUCACCUGACUGACAACUAGGUCGCUGUGAGAUAGCACAACACGUCAACUACCGUUGGCGCAACGCCGCCUCAAAAUGACCCUUGAUCGACCGUUGUUUCCCAUCGAUCCGCUGCCGACGUCCGCUGCAACUGCAUCGUUGACAACGUCAUCACCACUGUCUACAUGGCACAUACUAAGCACCGGCAAACUAACCAAACGCAACGCAUUCCUUUUGGCUACGCGCGCUUUACGUUUGCUACAACUGAAUUGGAAGGUAAUCACUUCCGCAGCUGUGCUGACGCUAUUAGCCAUCAUUUGGUACUACCCGGCAUUUUUCUUUUUCUUCAUAUUCUUCAUAUAUUCCUCGUUUCUAGUGAUAGCAGCUGUGGCAGGCACAGUAUACGUGCACUACAUAUUUACGAGCACAGAGACGCCGCCACCGAAACGUGAACCAACAAACAUUCUUUACAAUGCAACGAAGAGCAGCAUUUUCGACCUGCCCAUUCCCAUUAAGAAUGCAUCAAAUUUACCACUUAUCUUUGGAAAAACUGUGGACUUGCAGCUGCAGCAGAUUAUUGAAUAUGUCCUACGCGACUUUAUGACCCAUUGGCUGGGUCACGUGGUAACUCAACCGAAAUUGAUGAACGAUAUUGUGCGCGAAGACUUUUGGAAUGCGAUACAAAAGUUACACAAUCGUGGCUUGAAAAUUGAUGCAGCUAAGAUUAUAGCUGUGGAUAUGGUGAAUCGUGUCACGGUGCAUUUAGAGAAAAUACGGAUAGCGGAAGCAAGAACCGCUGAAACCGGCAAUCCACUUGUGUUCUCCACCAAUUCGUAUCUGGUGGAUGAGGAUACGGAAUUAAAGUUUCUGCGCAGGCUUAGUGAAAUUAUGAUAAUUCUUUUACUGCCACGCGGCUACUCACUACCACCGCUUAAAGUGCUACUUAGCGAGAUACUCUCUUAUAAAAUAUUCUUUCCAUUGAUAAAAAUGCUCACAUCACCGGAUUACAUCAAUCAGAAAAUUGUACAAAAUAUCGAGACACGCCUUGCAGCGGCUGCCAUUAGUAAACGCAGUUACGAGUAUGCAGCAAGCUUUGAAGACUUCUUAAAAAUCAUAAACAAUGCAGGCAAUUUGGAGGAGUUGUCGUUAAUACGGAAGAGUAUAGUAAAUGAUCUGAUGCAUGCGACAACAAUACAAAAUUUACAACGUGCCAAAGGACUUGAUCCCGACACCGACGAUCACAGUCUGUCGAAAUCGGAAAUGAAUGCCGCUGUGCGUUUGAAACGUUAUGUGCAGCAGCUGACAUUUGCCAAAGCGCAGUGUGAGAAAAAUUUGUCCAAGUACGGUUGGAACGGCAACUAUACCAGUGAUGUGGACUUAUCACUCAUUGAAGUCUUAAGCACCGCAGUUGGACGCCGUUACUUAACCCUAUUUUUGGAACCGCUAAAGGCCAGUGCACUCGUUGGUUUUUAUUUGGCCGUAGAGGAAUUGAAACAUUCGCAUAAAUCUGCUUGGCACCAAUUGGGUACGGAAAUUUUCUACACUUACAUACGCGUGCCAAAGCCCGAAAUCCAGAUAGACAAACAUGAACGCAAACUUAUAGAAACAUUUCUGCUCGGCGACACGGGUCCCGAUAUAUUUUAUGACAUACAAAAGAAUAUCUUAAAAAGCUUAGAAGAAAAGUAUUACGCCUCAUUUGUGCUGAGCGAACAAUAUCGGCAACUGCGUGAGGCGCUCAACUCGGAAGAUUUUAAAGAUCCCACCUUAUUGCUGCGUACAAUCAACGGUAGCGAUGCUGCAGCGGACGAGUCAAAUACUGCACUUGAGGGUGUAGACGGUGCUAAUACAACAUUGGAUGUGGCAGCGCAUACGUCGUAUGCGCGUCGCAAGCUCGAACAGCUGCAGGAGCGCAUAGAUAAGAAGAGUCAAGCUUUGGAUGCGCUGAAAUGUUCGGUGAAGCCUGAGUCCAAGGUGUUGCAGAUAUUGGAGAAGGAGAUGGAGUGGUUGAAAAAUGAAAAACGACAAACGGAGACGCAUCUGAAACGUACGGAUGCAUGGACUGAGCAUUUGGGCAAGUGGAAGGCGACGCUGCAAAGCGUGGAGAUUUCUGACGAGAAAGAGUCUUUGCAAUUUAUGAUACUAGUGCAUGUUGAUGAGGACAUCAAUAUGCCGCGCUCUGCCGAAAACAGCAGCAGUUCAGGUAAGGCUGGUGGUCUGUAUGCCCGCCCGGGUGCGAUAUCCAGUGGUUGGGUCGUGAUGCGUUCAUUAAAUCAAGUGCAUGAGUUACAACGCAAGCUUCGGCAUGUAAAUUCAAAUAUUAAAUCGCUCGAUCUGCCAACGAACUUCAAAUUUUUCUUUCUGAAAAAUGAUCGCCACGCGCUCGAAAAGGCUAAAGGACAAAUACAGAAAUUUUUAAAUUUCAUACUGGAGGACGAUCAUUUAAAUGGCAGCGAAGCUAUUUACAGCUUUCUCAGCCCCAGUUCGGAACAUCUCAAACAGACGUUGCCCUCACCGAAAAAAUCGAAAUUCUCAUUGUCCACUUUGUUCAAGAGUGACGCUGCGAAGGCCGGUGAAUUAAGCAAGGCGAAUGAUCCCUUUUGGGGUUUACAUCGUGAUGAUGAAGAUAUUUCGACUUAUCUGGAGGGGGAUCCCAGUGUGGACACAAAGCUUUUAGCUGAUUUAGAUAGCAAAGACUCCAUAGCGGAACCAUUAUAUGCUUUGCUGGGCGAAAUUUUCGACAUGGGUGGUGUUUUCAAGUGGUUGCGCAAGAGUUUGAUAUCGUUUGUGCAGAUCACCUAUGGCCGAACAAUAAAUAGACAAAUUCGCGAAUCGGUUGCCUAUUUGUUUGAGGAAUCGAUGCUGCACUAUUACUUCUCCGCCAUAUUAAAAUCCUUUUGGCCCGGUGGCGUGCUGGCCUCUUCGUAUCCCGUACGUUCGGACGACAUCAAGGAAAUGACACGCAACGCUGCCAAGGACUUGCUAAUGGACCAUAUACCUGAGGUGCUGUGCAAUCUAGUGGGCGCACAAACGGCUAAACAUGGUGUGCUGAAAGUCUUUGAAGCGAUGCAAAAUCCCACAUACAACAAGCAACUUUUUUAUGAAUUGCUUGAAAUUCUUAUGAUCGAAUUUUUCCCCGAGAUACGUCAGCUAAAACUGCCGGGUGCGAAAUCGGCCGCACACCACAACACAACGGCGUCAGCGGGCUCAACCAACUACAGUCAUGCCGCUACUACUUUGAUCACAUCGACAACAACAACAGCAGCUGCGGCGGCUGCAGCAGGCAGUGGUGGCAGUAGUAAUAACAAUCAGCUGCACACAACAUACCAACAACCAUACGAAAAGCCACAACCUUUGCAAUUUCAACAACAUCACUUCGCCAAUGGUAAAUAGUGUUUAUAAGCAAAAGCAAAAGUGAAAACAAAGCAAAGAAACAAAUUUAGCACCAAAGUAGUAAAAAAAAGAAAACAAUUUUACAACCAAAAUAUACAACAUUACUUCUAAGGGCAUUAUAUAUACGCAAUAUGUAUGUAUGUAUGUAUAUACUAAGUGACCAUAUAUGGCUUUAAACUUUUAGGUGGUAAUAUAUUAAGAAAAUGUGAUUAUUCAAAGCGCUUGGCUCCUUUUUACUGCAUCUACACUCAUUUAUGUCAAAACCCGCUAUUAAAUCUCUUAUAUACAUA
Bactrocera tryoni is the source of this 4517-nucleotide messenger RNA. RefSeq names its product sorting nexin-25 (gene snz). Gene Ontology annotation, cellular component: intracellular membrane-bounded organelle. The transcript has 13 exons. Gene Ontology annotation, molecular function: phosphatidylinositol binding. Lineage: Eukaryota; Metazoa; Arthropoda; Insecta; Diptera; Tephritidae. The record is from RefSeq and is a predicted model, not a curated record. Bases 934 to 4227 code for a protein of 1097 amino acids.